AUGCCGGAUCUAGGGGUUUCCUGGGCUCUUGCUCAAACGGUUGACGGCGCUCUCAAGAUCAGCAAAGAUGCACUUUUGGCUGCUUCUGGGGACAAUAUUCAGCCGUUUGUAUUGGCAGCCUGCGAGAAAUUCGGCGUCACGCUCGCCAUUUCCAGCUUUACGCAGGUAAAGAUUGAGGAUAUGCUGCGAAAACAAGACAAGACCCCAGUCCAGAAAUUCUGGUCUGCUACAUUUGGCUGGGCAAAGGGCGACUCGACGGUUUUUUUGUCACGUAGCGUUGAAGGCAUACGCUUUUUGUCCCUCGCAGCCGCACUAGUUUCAUCAUGCAACAGCUUUGAUGCUGCCACAGUAUUGGCAACCAUCAUUCAGGGCACCGCUGAAGACGAGGAACUCAGUCCCACUCUCUACCAAUUGAAGGACCUUCUCGACGUUCUUGAGCCAAGACUCAAUCAUUCUCGAUUCUUAGAUGUUGUUUUCGGCUAUCAAGCUCUGCUUUCUCGAUCAUCCAAUGACUUCUAUGGAAGCCCUGCUGUCCCAAGUCCAGAAGCAAUCCAGAAGCUGGUUGAUAGCUUUAGAGAGUUGUCCCGCGUUGGACCUGCAGACGUACGAAGUCUCAAAAUCACCCUAGGAAGAUUCGCCGCCUGGGUCUCGGCCUUUACGCGUUGGUGCGUCGAAAUUCCUUCCAUAAUAUGCAACGAAACGGGGGAAGUGAUUGUGGACCAGCCAAAUGCACAAGUGACUAUUUGCAUCUCAAAGGACGACAAGUACAAGAACAGGAUUGAGAUAGAAACCAUUUAUGAGUACAACAGCAGUCAACAGCUUGUCAGUGCUAUUGUGAAGGACGGAUCUGAUCCUAUAUUGGCAACUGGCAUGGUGACAGUCGAAACCCACGCACUGUUUCUCCUGAGUAGACUCAGAUUUAACGAUGGCUUGGGCAGAGAAGCAUGUGCUCAAGCACUACCAUAUCUGUUCAUCGGGUCAAGUCGAGAUUCCUUGAGGUGA
This is a messenger RNA of Fonsecaea multimorphosa CBS 102226, 1002 nucleotides long. RefSeq lists its product as uncharacterized. NCBI's taxonomy places the organism in Eukaryota, Fungi, Ascomycota, Eurotiomycetes, Chaetothyriales, Herpotrichiellaceae. The record is from RefSeq and is a predicted model, not a curated record. Bases 1 to 1002 code for a protein of 333 amino acids. The transcript has a single exon.